This is a messenger RNA of Arabis nemorensis, 243 nucleotides long. Lineage: Eukaryota; Viridiplantae; Streptophyta; Magnoliopsida; Brassicales; Brassicaceae. The record is from the annotation of a GenBank genome assembly.
AUGAAUGAUAGUCAAUCAGAUGUUAUUCAAGACACAAAGUCGGUUAUAGAUGAAUUUAAUGUUUCCAUAUUCUCAUAUGGUCAAACUGGUUAUGGAAAGACUUUCACCCUACAUGGGAAUGACAACAUUCAUGGACUCACAACUCGAGCUCGAAAAGAGUUUUUCAUAAUAGUUAGUCGAGAUAACAUAACGUUUUCAUUCUCUCUAAAGUAUGUUGUGAUUAAAGAUGAUGACACCAAAUGA